GCGAGCCGGCUUCAACGCGAAGCGCUCCCGAGGAACACACGCGUGUGACGGCAACGAAAAAAGUGAAAAGUGAAAAAAAAAAUGUCAACGAUGAAAUUUCUCAAGUUCAAAAGUUUCAUCAAGAAAAUUAAAUAUUUCAACACAAAUUAUUAAUUAAAAAGCAAAAAAAUAAAAAAUUCCGGAAAUAAAUUUUACGUAGAUUAGUUUCACGUUGAAAAGUUUCUUGUGUGAUGAAAAUUCUGUGCAUCGAUCGCUGACAAUCGAAUGGAAUUAAUUAGCAACGCAUCCGAGUGUGCCGUGCCGAAGAAGUCUUCGUCUUGGUCUUCCUUUUCGCCGGCGCGCAUUCAAACGUUUAGUAAUUAACGAGCGCGCGUUACUUUCAAAUGGGUCUAAGCAUGCUUUGGGUUGUCCUGAGCACAGUCCUCUCGUGCACAUCAUGGCCAUCAGAGGCUGAAGGAGCGGUGCAACGUGGGCAGGGUUACCAAAUCUCCCCAAAGCCGUGUUUCGUCGACGGCGUGGAAGGCACCUGCAUGUUCGUCUACGAAUGCAUCAAAUCCGAAGGCUAUCACAUCGGAAUGUGCGUGGAUUCCUUUAUGUUUGGUUCUUGCUGUGCCCACAACUCUUCCACAAACGCCCUGCCCGCCCCCGGCCAAGCCCCCUCAACAUACACCUCGCCCAACACGUAUCCACGGCCGCAGAUCCUCUACACUCCUCCUAGUCAGGCCCACAAACGGCCCACGUCCACUAGUCGACCGCGCCCACAUCACCGGCCACGUCCCUCUGUCGCCACAGCGCCGCCUCCGCCACAGCGACAGACACAAUCACAGGAUGGAGGGCUGGCACAAGCCAACACAAUCAAUAUUGGGCAUUAUACAAAGCCGCAUCAUUGGAGCGGUAAGCCAGGGGCGUCAACUACGAAACACACAUGGCAACAGACAACUGAAUCUUUAGAGGUUAAUUCCAUCAGUGGGAGUAGUGAUGCAGGGUUAGGAGGCGGUGGAAAUGGGAAACCGGCGUCGGUUGGAUGGCAGGCUACUACGGAGCCGACGUUUGUUACGAAAGCAAAGACUAAACCGAGUUAUAAGCCAACUAGUUUCAAACCGAAGCAGCCGACGAAGAAGCCGAUUGUUAUCACGACGGUGCAGAAAGGUGGUAGUAAAUAUACCAAAACAACCACGACGACUUCCACGACGACUAGUACUACUACGACAACGACAACUACAACGCCAAAACCGAAAAUAACAAAAACAAGGACUACUACGACAACGCCAAGUCCCGCGUCGGACCCAGUAUCCUUGGCUCCUGAAUUAAUGCAGACCAGCACCUUCAGUACUGUUUCAGCUGCAAGCGCUGAUAGUUCAGGAUGUGGUCAACCGCCUCUUUUUCCCCAACCGCAAACAAGAAUUGUUGGUGGAAAAAAUGCUCCGUUUGGAAGAUGGCCAUGGCAGGUAUCAGUCAGAAGGACAUCCUUUUUUGGUUUCUCGUCCACCCAUAGAUGCGGAGGCGCAAUCCUGAAUGAAAAUUGGAUAGCAACCGCCGGACAUUGCGUUGAUGAUUUGUUAACAUCUCAAAUUCGCAUCAGAGUCGGCGAAUAUGACUUUUCCAGUGUACAGGAAGAACUACCCUACGUAGAGAGAUCAGUUGCACGCAAAGUGGUCCAUCCAAAGUAUAAUUUCUUCACCUACGAAUAUGAUUUGGCAUUAGUUCAACUAGACAAACCACUAGAGUUUGCCAAUCAUAUCAGACCCAUUUGUCUGCCAGCAUCAGACGAUUUGCUCAUUGGGGAGAAUGCCACUGUCACAGGAUGGGGGCGGUUGAGUGAAGGUGGUACAUUACCAUCUGUUUUACAAGAAGUGCAAGUGCCGAUCGUAAGCAACGAUCGCUGCAAAAGCAUGUUCCUGCGUGCCGGCCGCCACGAAUUCAUCCCCGAGAUCUUCCUCUGCGCCGGCCACGAAAACGGCGGCCAGGAUUCCUGCCAAGGCGACUCCGGCGGCCCGCUCCAAGUCCGCGGCAAAGAUGGCCGCUACUUCCUCGCCGGCAUCAUCUCAUGGGGCAUCGGUUGCGCAGAAGCCAAUCUCCCCGGUGUAUGCACGCGCAUCUCGAAAUUCGUGCCGUGGAUCCUCAACAACGUCACGUAACCCUCAACUUCCACCCUAAUCUAACCUAACUUAACCUAAAACUCGAAAAAAUCAGCCAAAACCGCAACUAGCUAAUAUUUCCACUUCACAUCAUUAAAAACACUAAAAAGAGUCAAUACGUAUAGAGUUAAACGAAUUGUUGAGUCAAAGACAUUGACAUAACGCGCAAUAAUUAAAUUAAUUUAAUUAAUUUAACCUAACUAAAAUUAUUAAACUUAUAUUGUAAGCAAUAAGUGAUUUGUGAUUGUGUGAUUUGUGUCCGAGUGCGUUGUGAGCCGUUUUUAUUGCCUCUGUGAAAAGAAAUUGGAGAAAUUAGUUUAAAAGUGAGGUUAGAAUGUAAUGAAUGUGUGUGUGUUCUGCGAACACCCUGUAUAUUUACGCAAAUGAUCAACUCUAUUGUUUGCUGUUAUUGUUAUCGCUAUUGUAAUCUAUUUUUCCGUAAAUAUUUUUUGUUUGUUGUAAAGAAAGAAGAGAAAUUAUGUAAUAAAUAUUUAAAUCAUUCUAUUAUAAA
Molecule: messenger RNA, 2649 nt
Organism: Dalotia coriaria
Lineage: Eukaryota; Metazoa; Arthropoda; Insecta; Coleoptera; Staphylinidae
Gene: Sb
Product: serine proteinase stubble
Exons: 7
Coding region: 384-2138 (584 amino acids)
Biological process (GO): proteolysis
Molecular function (GO): serine-type endopeptidase activity
Source: RefSeq, a predicted model, not a curated record